Molecule: messenger RNA, 7979 nt
Organism: Oryctolagus cuniculus (rabbit)
Lineage: Eukaryota; Metazoa; Chordata; Mammalia; Lagomorpha; Leporidae
Gene: CCDC50
Product: coiled-coil domain containing 50
Cellular component (GO): cytoplasm
Molecular function (GO): ubiquitin protein ligase binding
Source: RefSeq, a predicted model, not a curated record
UUCCCGCCUGCUCUGCCGGGGUCAUCUCCCGCCGCCUUUGUCAGCAGCCGCAGCCCGGGCCGGCCCGCUCCCUCCUCGGGAGCCCGCGCACGCCGCCGGCCGGACUUUGGCGCUGCGUCGGGCGCUGCCGCUGUGUGCUAGGGCCCGGCUCGGCGUCGGCUGUGCUCGGGAAGCGGACGGCGAGGGGCAGCUGGGACCCCAGGCCCAACAUGGCUGAAGUCAGCAUCGACCAGUCCAAGCUGCCGGGUGUCAAGGAAGUGUGCAGAGAUUUUGCUGUCCUGGAGGACCACACCUUGGCUCACAGUCUGCAGGAACAAGAGAUUGAGCAUCACUUGGCAUCGAACGUUCAGAGGAGCCGUUUGGUCCAGCAUGAUCUGCAGGUGGCUAAGCAGCUCCAAGAGGAAGAUCUGAAAGCCCAGGCUCAGCUCCAAAAGCGCUACAAAGACCUUGAACAACAAGACUGUGAAAUUGCUCAGGAAAUUCAGGAGAAGCUGACUAUUGAGGCAGAGAGACGACGCAUUCAGGAGAAGAAGGAUGAGGACAUAGCUCGCCUUUUGCAAGAAAAAGAGUUACAAGAAGAGAAAAGGCGAAAGAAACACAUUCCAGAGUUCUCUGGAGCCAAUGAAUAUGGAGAUGGUUACUAUUAUGAAGAUGGAGACCAACCAAGGUCAAGGAGGGCCAGAGAAUUGGGUUCUGGAUACUCACGGUCUCAUAGACUCCAAGGUGAUGGAAAGACUGUGAAGCAAAGGAAGAAGAAACCAGAUCCUCCACUGGAGCCCUUGGAAGAUCAGGAUGAGCAUUGUUCGUCACAGAGAUCCCUGUCAUCCUCCAGCUGGGGUGAAGGGAGGGAUGAUCCUCACGGUAACAGGGAGCAGCGUGAGAGGAAGUGGUCUGGUCAGGAGAGGCACCGGAGACCUCCGCUCCCCAAGAUCAGUGGUGAGGUGUUUUUGACCACUGUGUCUGAUGACUGGGAGGCUAACAAUGGCCAUCGAACUCGGAAUUUGGGAAAACGGUCCCGACACCAAGACCGACUUUCACCUGUGUCCUCACAGAAAGCAGGGCUUCACUGCAAGGAAUCAGUAUGUGGGAGGGACCGGGGGCAAGGUGAGCACAGAGAAAGGAGACACAGACCCAGGUCUCCUCCCUUCUCAGAGAGUGAGGAGCGGCUUCACCUCCAUGACACAGGAACGAAGCCACGAGUGAUGAAAGAUGCUAUGUCUACUCCAUCACGAGUAACCCACAGGGAUCAGGAAUGGUAUGAUGCUGAAAUAGCCAGAAAACUGCAAGAAGAAGAACUUCUGGCUACCCAAGUAGACAUGAGAGCAGCUCAGGUCGCCCAGGAUGAAGAAAUUGCUCGACUCCUAAUGGCUGAAGAAAAGAAAGCUUACAAGAAAGCCAGGGAACGGGAAAAGUCAUCUUUGGAAAAAAGAAAGCAUGAUCCAGAAUGGAAGCUAAAAUCAGCUAAAUCAGUGCAUCCAAAGUCAAAAGAGAGUGAUGAACCUCACCGUUCUAAGAAUGACAGGCCAGCACGAAUAUCUUUUAAAUUCUGGCUUCCCUUCAGACCACCACCACCUACCACGACAGAAGCUGAGGAUACGGAUUAUACUCAUUUUACAAAGCAGCACAGUUCCACCCGUCAUUUCUCAAAAGCAGAGUCCUCUCAUAAAGGUUUCCAUUACAAGCAGUAAAAAACAGGAAUCUGGCUUGAAAAUGGACUCACUGUAGCAGAUAUUGCUGGAUGAUACAGAAUGCAUUCCACACUUUUUUCCCUCCAUUGUUUGCAGUCCUGGGAUUUAUCUCGGGGUUUUGUCUGACCAUAAAUAUUUUUAAUUCAUUUCAAAUGCUUUGGUUACUCCUGAUCACUUGGGCAGUGUAAGAAAAUGUAGCUUCUGACUAAUGGCAACCUCUAUGCUGCAUAUCCUUCCUGGGAUAUAGUAUCCAAGAGCACUGUAAAAUGCCCUUUUGUUAAGUAUGGAAUAUUGGUCUCUAGGGUCUAGACUUUGUUUAGCAAUUAGAAUUAUAUGGAGAUGAAUAGAUAAAGUAAAGUAUGUUUGGGUGCAGCACAGAAUAAAAGAAUGUAAGAUGUAGCUUUUUUUGGUGUAUUAGUUUAUCAUGUUUUGAAGGACAGAGCCUUGGCUUUUUGUACUCUACAGGAAGAGAAUAAAAAAAAAAAAACCAUAAAGUAUGAAAAAAGAAAAUUCACGCAACAGUUGAAAUCUAAAUACCUGGACUGUGGAGGUUUUGGAUAUCCUUAAAGGAGUAAAUUGGCUAGAUAUUCACUCUGUUGCUUCCUCAGUACCAAGGCUUUCUGAAGCUGCUGGGCGAUGGAUCUUGUGUCAGUUUCUAUGAGAAAAACUUAAUUCUCUGAAAUGUUAGCUCAGCUCCAUGCAAAUUCAACUGAAAAUAUUGUUUCUAUCCUUUCUUUUGUUUUGCUUGUGGAGCCAAAGGAAAUGGAAAGCAGUUGUGUAAGUGAUAAUGCUGUCAGUCUUUCUGACUAUAGAUUGAAGGUUUUAUUCUUGCUUACAAAACAUAAAUAUUUGUUGGCAGCCUCUCAGUGUUGUUUUGUAUACCUAUCAGUAAUAUUAACUCAACAUCAAGUUUGAUUAAGUAAUUCUUUUACCAAGAUUCUACUUACUUGUUAAUGAGCUUUAUAUUCCUUUGUAUAAGACCUUUAAAGCCUCCCUUCAGGAAAUUUAGUCUUGGUUGCUAACCUCAUAGAAAUGCUUAUUUUCCUAUAUUACUUAGUUAACACAAAUGGUAGCCAAAGUGUGUGUGUUUGUAUUAACAUAUAUACAUUCUCACACACAUGCACAUAUGUAUGUAGUAUAUGUACAUAUUUGCAUAUUUAUACAUUAUACAUAUAUGUAUCAGCUUGGCUUGAUAUUCUUUUUCACUGUAUGAAAUUGACAUUUUUGGAAUUUUGACAUAGGGUUUGUUUAGGAAAGAAAUAUAUACAUGACUAGGAAAAAAAUUCUUAAUUUGUUUCCUAGUGAGAACUGCCUUCUCUUUGCCUUAUUUUUCCAGGUAGUCUUAAAAAUCAGGCAGUAUUCAGGAAGCUGUUUAGGAAUGUUUUUUGGAGUAGAUUUGGAACUGUCAUUUUGAGAAAGAUGUUUGAUUUCAUAAAGAUUUUGUAGUAUAGGAGGUUGAGUGAUGUCAUCUGAGAGUUAAGUUUUAUGCAAAUGAAAACAUAGAAAUAAAAUAAUAAGGGAUAUUGUCAUUUUAGAGAAAUCGAGGACAGAGUAAAUAAUAGAACUUUGGAUGGCUGUGAUGAAAUUAACAUAGAAAAAUAGUCAUUUAGAUAGGAAAGUGGAGACAAUGUGGAGGUUCUGGCCUUAAGUCAAAUUCCAGAUAGUGAUUUCAAUAGUCAAAAGCUAGACCUUGUUGACUUAUACUAAUGCUAUAUUUUUCUUUAUCUGCCCUGUGAUUUUUCUUCAUAUUUUUAAAAGUUUUUUAUGGUAACUUUAAAGAAAAAAAAUACAGUAAUAUUUUUAUUUGAUAAUGAGGCAAAUGGACAUCAUCAUUUGCCAUAUUUUUAUUUUAAAAAUGUUUAUUUUUCUAUCAUACAACAAUCAGUUUUAUUUCAAAACUUCUGCAUUUUCUUGCCUCUCAUGUACUUUGUUCAUUCAUAAUUUAUUAUUGUAAAAUACUAACAGGAGAUACUCCAUUCAAAAUGAUGUCAGGCCACUUAACCAGACUGUUAGUGUUUUAACUGUCUUAAUGAGUGACCAAAGGUGGUAAUUCCCUUGUGCUAUCCAGUUCAACAUAUGUAUUGAAAAUGUGUUACUUUUUUUAGGUUUUUAAAAAAUUAAAAAUUUAAAAAUUUUAUCUUUAUUUUAUUUUUUUGUAAAGCAGACACUUUUUAAAGAAUAUCAGAGUAAUUAUUUCCCUAUGAAUAAGAAGGUGGAAAUCUAAUUCUACUGAUUAAAUAUUCUUUCUCUUUCAAAUAAUUAUCUUUGAGACAAUAGAAGCAACUAGUAACUGUACUUUAAUGAAUUACUAGACACUCUUCCCUGUGUUCUCCGUUUUAUACUUUGUCAUUUUAAUAUAAAUAUGGAAGCAUUUUGUUCCUAAUUCUGCUAGAACACAUACCAUUUAAUUUUUAGAGCCACAGUAUAUUAUGCUUUAAUAUUGUGAUAUAAACUAAUGCUUCUGGCCUUGGAAAAUCUUUUUGUUUUUUUCUCUGCUCCCUGGAGACCAGGCCUCCAUUAAUACCAGUAUUGCUGAAUGAGCACAAUGUGUUAACGGAGCUGUAUCGAAGGCUGCUUACAUGUAUGUCUUCUUUCCUCCACCUAACUUUUUGUAAAGUAUUGCCUGGAAGGGAGGUUAUAGAGUCAGGCUAAAGGUCCUAACUUUAAAAAAAAAAAAAAAAACACACACACAGACAAACAAAACCCUUGACUAGUGUUCAAACCACUGUUAGACCCAAUUAUGUUUUAGGAGACUGGACAUAUGCUUUACCUGCUUUAAAAGAGGACUAGACAAUGACUUGGCAUACCGUUUAUUACUGUUUCUCAAGUGACUUCACAACAACCAGCAGCAUACUAAUGAACUGCAAAAAGUGCCAUAUGGUUUUUGAUCAUAGAGAAACAUCUAAAUUAGAAAAGAGCUGGAUAGAUGCUCCUAGGAGGAAAAUUUCAAAAUGAUGAUGGACACUUGGAUCCAGGUCAACAUAUUGUACAUUCGGUCUUGAGCUCCACUGAACUCACUCUAGAAAACCGUAAGCCUGCCUCAUUUCCCUCUUUUCAUCUCUGCUGUGACUUGAAACUGAACUGAAUGAUGAAUACAUUCAUUUCUGAUAGUCGUCCAUUCCUUUUCCUUAAAGCCAGAAUGUUUCAUUAUGCAAGUGAAGAACUUUUAACUGAUAAUUAUUUUUAUUAAGUAUGAUUGAGUCUUCUCCAAACUUGUGUUGUGCCAAAUUGGAAAUAACCUAAUUAUAACCUGGUGCAUUCAGUUUACCACACAAGUGGUUAACAUUUUACAGCCUUGAUUUUCAAUGUCUGUUGCCAUUGUAUAAAAAUCAUUUUGGUCAAUGGAUAUCAAAAUGAUUCAUUAUUUAGUGAUGAUUCUGUUGAAAGAUAACUGUAGUGAUUGACUAUAAAACUUUGUACCCUAGUAAAACUAUGUAAGCAGCUUUCUGAAGGACAGAGAACUGAAUAUAGCUUGCAGUUAAAGGCUUUUUCCCCCACUCCAUUUUUGAAAGACAGUAUUAGUGUAGGAAGCAUUAACAUUGAAAGGGAAUGCUGGUCAGGUCAAUUUCACUGUAAAUACUGUGCCAUAGUCUGAUAACAUAGGCUUUUUAGAAACAAUCAUAAAUCAUACCUGAUUGUUCAGCAAAAGUGAAAAGAUUAGUAAGGAUGUACUUUGUCCAUUGUUACUCAUAUUCAGAGAAAUGACUGUAAGAAAUGGUCCCAUUUUUCUCCUCAUAUCUCGUGGUGCCUGUGUGUCUUAAGAAGCCAUAUCUGCUUAUCUUACUGUUGAUAGAAAGCUCUUUUCUUCUUAGCCCAUGAUAGGCAAUAUGGGCCACGAGAAGCAAACUUGGUACUUUCCUGUAAAUGCUGCAAGGGGCACCAUGACAUCUAAGCUCUUGGUGGAAGAAUCUCUUUUAUCCUAUGGUAUGUGACACUGUUAAAGGAAAGAGUCGGAGCUGUUGUUGCUCCUGGCAUUUAACAGCUGUAAUUAGAAAUGCUGAAAUUUACUUUUAGAAAAGUCAAGAAGGAGAUGAUAAACUGGGAAAAUGUCAUUGUCACAGAGUCCCAUUCCUGUUGAGACCUGCACUUUAUGCUAACACUGUCUGUAGGGAGUAGUAUUGCCUUAAGUUAGUCUGUCUCCAACCCAGGUCAGUGUACUUCGCUUCCUAUGUGUCAGUUGCCAUCAAGUCUCCAUUGAGAUGUAACAUUCAUAGAUGAUUCUCAAGCAUCCUUGGCAUCAGGAGCUUUGAAUCUCCUUUCCUCUGAGCUGUUCCUGACAUGUAACACUGUUGGUUACAUCAUUUCACCUUGUUCGUGAGUCUCUUCAUGAAUGAGCAGUGAGAUGACAAAAAAAAUUUCCUGGCUGUGUAUAUCUUUCACACCAGGUGAUCACUUUCUGAAUAAUUGAGAGUUAACUAUCGUCCUUUUCUCUGGUGACUAUUCCAAAGGUUCUUUUGUACAGUGAAGAUGGUCAUAUUAUCUAUUUAUAAGAAGUUCUCCAAUACUCUGUUUAUUGAAAUGCUUACAGCAAAAGGGAGAAAACCAAAGCAGAGACAUUUAGUGGAAAUGAGACAUUUGCUGACAUGAAGAGUGUGUCUAUUACUUUUAAGAGGAAAUUGGGAAAACUUUUGCUAUGGUAGGGAAGACACUGGAGUGUUUUUUAAAGGUUCUAUUAAAUGCUACAAAGUAACAUGAUCAUAUGACUAGUGAUGUUGAUUUGUGGAAUUAUCUGACUGUAAAAUCCAUUCUGUUUCCAUUAAUGUGUAUGUGAACACUGCUUACUAACAUGUUCCUGAUGGAUUUAGUAUCUUUUGUGUAUUCUCUGCAAAGUAGAAUAUGUUUUUCUCUUUUUGAGUGACUUUGAAACAUAGGAAAUCAGCACUGUACUAAACUGGUUUCAGCAUUUCAGAUGAGAGCAGAAUUAAUUACCUGACUCACUCUGCCCCAUGGUUCAUUGCUGAGGUUCUUACGUAAAGAGCAAAAGAAGUGAAAGACAGGGCUUGAGUAACAUUUCCUUCACAAAAGAGCAAAGAUUAGGAACAAUGGAAAGAAGAUAGUUGAGAGGAGAAACCAUGUCAGAUCAUAUACUUAAGAUAUCAUUUUAUUGCACUGGAUUUCAGACCAUAAUUGCUAAAUCAGUUUCUAGUUGUUAAAUUUGGUGAGAGAGGUUUUGACAUCAGAAUUUUUGUACUUAUGAUUAAAUUAUUCCCUGAAAUCCCCAUAGGCUGUAACUUCAGCUCCUACUUUAAACUUGAAAGUCAAAUUCCCUUUCUCAGAAAUAACGAUAUUUUUCACCUGCCUUGUACUGAUAGCCUAGUAUUCAUUUCAUGAAGUGUUGUAAAUAAUGAGAACAGUGGGGAGAUAGCAUAUAAAAAUGAUGUUCCAAAAUGAGAAUUCUCUGUAAUGGAAUUUCCCCUAACAAGAAUCCAUCCCAGCACUAUAUUUAUAUUCUGGAAAGGUGCUGAAUUAAAAAUCACAGAAGUUUGCUCAUAUAAAUCAAGUUGCUCAGGAAAUUUGAGAUGAUGCUAUUAUUUAUCUUACAGUUUGGGAAAGUAAUCUCUUGAGGCAGACUAAAAACAUUCAGACACUUUCAGAUUUUUGGAGCCCCUCUGAAAAUUUGGAAUAUGGAUAUGCUUAUAAAGAUAAGUGACUAUCCCAAGUGCUUAUGAAUUUAUAGCCAACCCCAAAGGCAGCUUUGAAAGAACUAUCUCAUGGGAACUAAGAUAAACUUGAUGGAGAAUAGUUGCCUGUCUGAGGGCAAAAAAAAGGUCACCUUGAACCACAUGCCUAAUUAGAGAUUAAAUGAAACUGUGAGGGACAUUUUGUGGGUGCCUUAAAGGUGACUGGUGGUGGGUACUGGUAUAUGCACCCAUCUGGACUAGACUAAGGGAAACAGUCUAUUUCAAUUCACCUUCAUACAGCACAAGUUGUUCCUGCUUAUCACCUCCCUGAGGAAAAUGAGUAACAUGGUGCUGGUGAUUUCCAUGUGUCUUGAGAGGUAGAGCAGGUCAGCUUCAUAUAAGGCACUCUCCGGUGCUCAAGCCUCCCUUAAAUGCCAACUGUACAUCCGCAUUAAUUCAUCUAUGCAAGCUUGUGUUUUCAUGAUUUGUUUUUACACAAGGUGUCCCAUUUGGUUCUUUAAACAUCAGGUUUAAUACUGAUAUUAUGAAUAAUUUUUAAACCAAAGUAUUGUAUAAGUCUCUGUGCUUUGUUCUCCUGGAUGGUUUAAUUGAGGUAAACACCAAUCUUGUCUUUCUCUCUUAAUAAAGUCAUCAUUUGUUAAGUCAGUGA